GCCGGGAGUCUGUCGGAGAUGGCAAACUCCUGGCAGACGCUUGGUCUUCACUGUCCUCUCCGUGCAUUGGGGAUUCUGUGAAUCGGACACCCCCGUGCGCGCUCCAUCAGCCACGAUUUCAGUCAGAAAUGCAGUUUUUUUUCCCCCCCCCCGUAUCCCCAAACACUGCAGAAUGCAGCACUAUCCACUCAGCUUUCCAUCAGCAGACCGUUGGUUGUGUCACUCUCAGUGGCAAUGCUACUCACUCGUUAACUAUACGUACCGCAGUGUCCCAGGAUGCAAGGAGAUGUUUUGCUCUGCAGAUUUUUUUCUUCUCUCUCUGCGGAGUGGGCGGAAAGCUGAGAGCGGGCCAACCGAUUUGAGCUAUGCAGCAGCGUCUCGGAAAGUGAUCUUUCUAAAUUAAGUGGUUGUAACCAGCAGGGCGGGCAGACUAUAAAUGCACAGCGCUGACGGACAACAGGCUUUUGCUGGAUAGGACCUGACUCCGGGCGACAGCUUCGCUCGAGCAUGCCUCGGAUAGACGCCGAUCUCAAACUCGACUUCAAGGAUGUUCUGGUGCGACCGAAAAGGAGCAGCUUGAAGAGCAGAUCCGAGGUGGAUCUCAAAAGAAGUUUUACUUUCCGCAACUCCAAACAGACCUAUACUGGAAUCCCACUUAUAGCAUCUAACAUGGAUACAGUUGGUACAUUUGAAAUGGCUGAGGUUUUAAGUAAGUUUGCGAUGUUUACUGCCAUUCAUAAACAUUACACUCUAGAAGAUUGGGAGAAGUUUGCAGCAUCGCAUCCAGAAUGUCUUGAGCAUGUAGCUGUUAGCUCAGGCACUGGUCAGAAAGACUUGGACAAGCUUUACACAAUUGUGGAAACAAUCCCAGCCAUCAAAUUCAUCUGUCUGGAUGUUGCAAAUGGUUACUCAGAGUACUUUGUCGAAUCAGUUAAAACUGUCCGUGCUAAGUUUCCGAAACACACAAUUAUGGCUGGUAAUGUGGUGACCGGGGAGAUGGUGGAAGAGCUUAUUUUAUCAGGAGCUGAUAUCAUCAAAGUGGGCAUCGGACCAGGUUCUGUGUGCACGACUCGGAUUAAAACAGGAGUUGGUUACCCUCAGCUGAGUGCAGUUAUCGAAUGUGCCGACUCUGCCCAUGGCCUUAAAGGACACAUCAUCUCUGAUGGUGGCUGCAGUUGCCCAGGCGAUGUUGCCAAAGCCUUUGGGGCUGGAGCUGAUUUUGUGAUGCUAGGAGGAAUGUUCGCAGGACACGAUCAGUGUGCUGGAGAAAUCAUCGAGAGGAAUGGUAAAAAGAUGAAACUGUUCUAUGGAAUGAGCUCUGAUACAGCCAUGAAGAAACAUGUUGGAUGUGUGGCCGAAUACAGAGCUUCAGAAGGCAGAACAGUGGAAGUUCCGUACAGAGGAGAUGUGGAGAAUACAAUCCUCGAUAUUUUAGGGGGAAUACGUUCCACCUGCACCUAUGUGGGAGCUGCUAAACUGAAGGAACUGAGCCGGAGAACAACAUUCAUCCGAGUAACACAACAGUUUAACCAAAUGUUUUCUUAGCUUCGGCUUUUACGAUGAAAAAAAUCUGAAGAGUUCCACUCCUGCAGAGAUGUCUCAUUUAAAAGCUUUGAUGCAGUUCAACAUAAAUCUUCACUUUUAGAUAGUACCAUAAUAUUUUGCUGUUUCCCUGGUUUGAAGCUCUUAUUUAAGAAAAAGGUUGGACCCAUUGCCUCUAGAAUCUGAACCUGCAGCUCGGUUUGCACUUUCUUUUCUGCAUUGUAAAAAAAGUUCCAUAGCUGUGAAACAAUUCUUUGCUGGAAGUAACAGCUCAAGAUGAAAAAUCAGUAACUAUUUUAACCAAAUUAUUUUAAACUAUUAAAAUUGGGGCACUAUUGCCUCAUAGACAACAAAACUGAGUUUUGCAUACACUGCUCAUGAGUAUACAAUUUUUAUGAAACAAUAAUUUAUUUGAAUUAAUUUAACGAUACAGUACUGCUCAAAAAACUGUCUGCGAAUGUGGAAUGAAAAAUUAAAUAUCUAAAACAUAAUGGUUCACUUCA
Molecule: messenger RNA, 2045 nt
Organism: Chiloscyllium plagiosum (whitespotted bambooshark)
Lineage: Eukaryota; Metazoa; Chordata; Chondrichthyes; Orectolobiformes; Hemiscylliidae
Gene: gmpr
Product: guanosine monophosphate reductase
Biological process (GO): nucleotide metabolic process
Cellular component (GO): GMP reductase complex
Molecular function (GO): GMP reductase activity
Source: RefSeq, a predicted model, not a curated record